Molecule: messenger RNA, 279 nt
Organism: Camarhynchus parvulus
Lineage: Eukaryota; Metazoa; Chordata; Aves; Passeriformes; Thraupidae
Gene: SYCE3
Product: synaptonemal complex central element protein 3
Exons: 2
Coding region: 1-279 (92 amino acids)
Biological process (GO): reciprocal meiotic recombination; synaptonemal complex assembly; spermatogenesis
Cellular component (GO): central element
Source: RefSeq, a predicted model, not a curated record
AUGGCUGAAUCAGAAUCUCAGGAAGGAAACUAUUAUAACAGGGAAAAGAUGGUGGAGAACGUUGAAACAGACAUGGAGGAACUUCUGGAGGAAAUGGAAAAACUAACAGUGGAUGCAGCCUGGAUGGCUUACAACUACACGGCCAUCCAGACCAACUCAGACCUGUUCAAAGCCAUGCAGCACUCGGAAGAUGUCUUCCUGAUGUGCAAAGAGCAGAUGGAGAAGAAAUGGCAAGAGGUGCUACUGGAAUCUAGAGGUGAAGGGGAAAAAAAGGAAUAA